Messenger RNA from Penicillium maclennaniae, 687 nucleotides. RefSeq lists its product as uncharacterized. Bases 1 to 687 code for a protein of 228 amino acids. Gene Ontology annotation, molecular function: sulfurtransferase activity; tRNA binding. Gene Ontology annotation, cellular component: cytosol. The record is from RefSeq and is a predicted model, not a curated record. The transcript has a single exon. Lineage: Eukaryota; Fungi; Ascomycota; Eurotiomycetes; Eurotiales; Aspergillaceae. Gene Ontology annotation, biological process: tRNA wobble position uridine thiolation.
AUGAAGGACCUCAUACAUGAAUACGCCGGAUCACACUUCGCCGAUGAUAGCUCCCUAUCGGACGAGGCUCGUCUGGCUACUUUCAGAGGCUGUGUUUCAUCGGCGACGUCCAGGGACGAUCUGGACAAGGUCCUGCUAACUAGGCUGCUGGUCGCAUUUGCCAAGCGGAAUGGCUGCGAAACUAUUCUUUGGGGUGACUCAGACACCCGCCUCUCAGCGAAGACCCUCGCGGGUGCUGCAAAGGGUCGUGGAGCGUCGCUCACAUGGCAGGUCUCCGAUGGCAUGUCCCCAUGGGGCGUGCGAUUUGAGUUCCCGCUCCGUGAUAUCAACAAGCCGGAACUUCAGCAAUACAAAAGUGUCUGCCCGGAGCUCUCUGCUAUUGUCAUUCCUGAUCAAGCAAUUCCAGACAAUGUUCUUACGAAGAAUUUGUCCAUUGAUGAGCUGAUGAUGCGCUACGUAGAGACCCAGGGUGCGAAAUACCCCGGUGUCAUGGCGAACGUGUCGAGAACUGCAAACAAGCUUCAGGCUGCUGGAUCUGACGAUUCCGGCUCCUGCGCAUUGUGUGGAAGCCUCGUGGGCAACGUCAAGGGAAAUCCUGGAAUCACGGUCGCCAGUCAAUUCGGUGAUAGUGAAGGCUCUCAAUUCUGCUACGGAUGCUCAAGGUCUCGUCCUGAAACCAGAUCUUAA